Molecule: messenger RNA, 424 nt
Organism: Trichomonas vaginalis G3
Lineage: Eukaryota; Parabasalia; Trichomonadida; Trichomonadidae
Product: organellar and viral DNA polymerase type B
Exons: 1
Source: RefSeq, a predicted model, not a curated record
AUGUAUCGGAAGUUGUCUAAGUUAGAACACUCGGAAAUAAAACAACUUCUUACAGAAGCUAAUAUAGAUGUUGCAAAGCAUUACGCAACAAACAAAAAAGCACUCGCUGACUUCAUUAAAGACUACAAUGGUGCAAUAAGUUAUGAUAGAAUUCAUGAGUUCAUAAAGCCGCAACGCGGCGAGGACGAAGUCCAUGCAAGAGCAUUUCCUUUAAAUGACGUUGCUAUUGACUUAUAUCAUAGACGUUCAGUACCUCAUGAAGUAAGAAGAGAAAUGUUUGACAUAACAAAUGCAAACGUCGGUGAAACAAGAAGAAGAGACGACACACUGAAACAACAGAGAAGAGAGAUGUUUAAGAGCGCUAUAGAACAAGUUCGCAAAGCUAACGAUGUCCUUCGUUCCAUUGACGACAAACCAAAAGAAG